AUGAGCAAGCGAAACAUCGCGAAUCCGUCACCUCUCGGACUCUGUGGUUUCGCACUCACGACGUUCUUACUUUCCGCAAUUAACAUGGAGACGAUGGGCGUUACGCACCCGAGUAUUGUUAUCGCGGCCGCCUUUGCGUAUGGCGGUCUCGUGCAGCUUUUGGCUGGGAUGUGGUUAAUGUCGAUUGGGAAUACGUUUGGGGCGACGAGUCUGUCGAGUUUUGGGGGGUUCUGGAUUGCGGUUGCGAUUAUUUUGACGCCGGGGGGUUUUGAGAUCGAGGCUUCGUACGAUUCGUUGGAGUUCCAGCAUGCGUUUUCGCUUUUCUUGUUUGGCUGGUUCAUCUUUACAACUAUCCUUCUGAUGUGCACGUUUUCGUCCUCGGUGGCGCAUUGUUCGAUCUUCUUGACUCUGGAUAUUGCAUUCCUUUGUUUGGCUCUCGGAAGGAGAUACCCGCAUCUCAGUGGUACUGUGUAUGUGCCACAUGAGAAUUUGACUUAUGUUGGAGGUGUUUUUGGGAUGUUGUCUGCGUUUGCGGCGUGGUACAAUGCUUUGGCAGGUAUUGCGGCGAGUAAUCAUACGUUCUUCACUCUUCCUGUUUUGCAAUUCCCGUGGUCUGAGGCUAGCCGAAAGACUCGCCAAAGAGCUUUGGCAGCUAGUAAUGCUAGGAGCCAAGUGUAG
Messenger RNA from Mollisia scopiformis, 678 nucleotides. RefSeq lists its product as uncharacterized. The transcript has 4 exons. The record is from RefSeq and is a predicted model, not a curated record. Gene Ontology annotation, molecular function: acetate transmembrane transporter activity. Gene Ontology annotation, cellular component: plasma membrane. Lineage: Eukaryota; Fungi; Ascomycota; Leotiomycetes; Helotiales; Mollisiaceae. Bases 1 to 678 code for a protein of 225 amino acids.